AUGCGACCCUCACUCACGCCCGCUUUCUUUUCAACGCUCCUCCUCCUCCACUCUCUUUUCUCUGCGGCGUUUUAUCUCCCCGGCGUUGCACCUACCUCAUACCAAGCCCACCAAAAAGUUCCGCUCCAUGUCAACCACCUCUCGCCCACGGUCUCCGACCACGAUGACCAGCUUCAUUCCGUCAUUUCCUACGACUACUACCACCCGGCAUUUCACUUUUGCCGACCCGAAGGCGGCGCGAAAGACAUCAGAGAAUCGCUAGGCAGUAUUAUAUUCGGCGAUCGCAUCCAGACGUCGCCUUUUGAAAUUUUUAUGGCCAAAAAUGAGACUUGCAAAUUGCUUUGCCCAGAGGUUGUUUUCGACCCACAGAGCAGUGAAUUCGUCAAUCAGAAGAUCUGGGAUGGUUACAAUGUUAACCUGCUGAUUGACGGGUUACCUGCGGCACAAUUGGGCGAAGACUUACAAACCGAGGAGGAGUUUUAUAUCCCCGGAUUUUUCCUGGGCUCAGUUGAUAAAGAUGGGACUAAGCUGCUAAACAAUCAUUACGAUAUCCAUAUCGACUACCACCAGGUGACUGGUUUGGGGAAGAAAGAGCAGUAUCGGGUUGUUGGGGUCUUGGUGAACCCUACUUCGCGAAAUCCUUCAAAGAUCCUAGACGGCGGCAAAAAAGCCGAAUGUUCUGCGAACGGUUCACCGGUGUCGCUCAGCGAAACAGAAGACACGACCGUUGCCUGGACUUAUAGCGUCACCUGGAGGGAAUCGCCGACGGCUUGGGCCACUCGCUGGGACAAAUAUCUCCACGUUUACGACCCCAGCGUCCAUUGGUACUCACUCAUCUAUUCCGCUGUUUUUGUCAUUUUGCUGGUCGCACUUGUGAGCACGAUUUUGAUGCGGGCAUUGCGAAAGGAUAUCGCAAGAUACAACCGGCUCAACAUGAUAAAUUUAGAUGACUUGAAUGACAACCCAAGCUCUGUGGAGGAUGGAAUUCAGGAAGAUUCUGGUUGGAAACUCGUCCAUGGCGACGUGUUCCGCUGCCCGAAACACCCGUUACUACUGAGCGUGCUCUUGGGGAAUGGUGCGCAACUCUUUAUGAUGACCGGAUUGACAGUUCUCUUUGCCUUAUUUGGGCUUCUCUCCCCGUCAAACCGAGGAUUUUUGGGAACUGCUAUUUUGAUCAUCUAUACCUUCCUUGGCUUCAUUGGUGGUUACGUUGCUUCCAGAACUUACAAGUCCUUUGGUGGUGAAGCAUGGAAGCGCCUUAUCAUUGCGACUCCCCUCAUAUUACCGGCCAUCAUCUUUUCCGUUUUCUUUUUCUUGAACUUCAUCCUGUGGGUCAAAGGGGCCAGCGGCGCAGUCCCAUUUACCACCAUGAUUGUUAUAGUUCUCAUAUGGUUCGUUAUCAGCGUACCGCUGAGCGUGGGUGGGAGCUGGAUCGGCUUUAAACAACCGGCCCUCGAAGGACCGACGAAAACGAACCAAAUCCCGCGCCAAAUUCCUCCUGCCGUUGGCUCCCUCCGGCUUGUUCCUUCGACUCUAAUUGCUGGGUUCUUCCCUUUUGCGGCUAUCUUUGUCGAAUUAUACUUCAUCAUGAAUUCGCUUUGGACCGGCAAAAUCUACUACAUGUUCGGUUUCCUUUUCCUUUGCUAUGGCCUAAUGAUCAUGAUGUCCGCGAUGACUACUGUGCUUUUGGUGUAUUUCCUCCUCUGUGCGGAGGAUUAUCGCUGGCAGUGGAGGUCGUUUGUGGGCGCUGGUAUGACUGGCGGAUACGUCUUUAUCAAUGCUCUUGUCUUUUGGGCAACACGGGUUAGCUUCGGCGGGCUCACCGGCGCCAUAUUGUACCUGGGGUACUCAGCAUUGUUGGCAUUCUUAGCGUCCAUUCUCACAGGUUCGAUCGGAUUUUUUGCCUCCGCAGUCUUCAUCAACCGUAUAUACAAAUCCAUAAAAGUGGAUUAG
Messenger RNA from Uncinocarpus reesii 1704, 1953 nucleotides. RefSeq lists its product as uncharacterized. NCBI's taxonomy places the organism in Eukaryota, Fungi, Ascomycota, Eurotiomycetes, Onygenales, Onygenaceae. Gene Ontology annotation, biological process: vacuolar transport; protein localization to membrane. The record is from RefSeq and is a predicted model, not a curated record. Bases 1 to 1953 code for a protein of 650 amino acids. The transcript is spliced from 4 exons. Gene Ontology annotation, cellular component: endosome; fungal-type vacuole membrane.